AUGACUCCUUUCGCCGCAGUCAGCCUCGGGCAGACAACCUAUGCCCUUGCAGUGAGGCUGGUAUCUGUUGCCAGCCGGCUGGCUAGUCGCCGCCGCGACGGCGUUUCGAGGUGGUGCCACCCUCGGGCUCCUACCAAGCCCGCUCCACCCGGCCAGUUCCAAAUAGUCCAGAGGAAGGGUUCCAGCCUGGUCGCCCAGCCAUUCACCUCGUCUACUUGUCGCGUCUCCGGCUGUCGCACUUCGCCCCACCGUCCCAGCCGAAUUUGUCAGGCCGACCCGACGACGGUGAGCAAAUACGAAGCCUUCUCGUUGGACAGCUCUGAUUGGCCGAUUCCGCCGGUCUCCUUGAGCAGCGCUGAUUGGUCCAUUCCGCCGGUCUCCUCUCCGCCCUUCUUCACACGUGUAACCGGUACUGACAGCAAAUCCAACCGGCCUUCUUUCCCCGCUCGCACCGACCUUCUACCUGGACGCCUGCGAAUAGAUGGGCACACACACACGCACGCGAGACGAGAGCCAAUUGGUGGCUCAACCGACAGGUCCUCACCAAAAGGGCUUUGCGACUUAUUUGACCUGGUUUCAGGACAACAUGAGGCUGACGGCGACUACGCGGCAGAAUGGCUAGUAGACUUCCUCAACUAUCAGUGCACUCCAUCUAUUGAUCGAUCGACGCAUCGAUCCGUCUCACGUCAGGCCGGCUCGGUCUCGGCCGUCCAGCCCCGCCCGCUCGACUGGGCCGCCUUGAGGCUGUGGCUGAGCCGACCCUGGGAAUACCUCACGGCCUCAGCUCUUGUGUCUGAAACUGGUGGCUGCUUUUGUCUCACUCUUGUUCAGCCUCGCCCAUUUUCACUUCCCGUUUUGCCUCCAAGUCCCCGCCUUUCAGGCGCCGCCACACCACCAUAG
Messenger RNA from Protopolystoma xenopodis, 900 nucleotides. Lineage: Eukaryota; Metazoa; Platyhelminthes; Monogenea; Polystomatidea; Polystomatidae. The record is from the annotation of a GenBank genome assembly.